CUACGUGCAUCUGGUCCUAUGGCUGCUGCUGGUUGCUAAGAUGAGCGUGGGACACCUGAGGCUCUUGUCAUAUGAUCAGGAUGACAGUUUCACUGGCCUUCAGUGGGGCUGGUUCCUACUCAUGGUAGAGAUAUUCAAAAAGUAUGUGACAAGUUCCAGUUGUGUAGGAGACACAAGAUGCCAACAUCUGCUCAGAGGAAACUGCUGAGUAGUUGUUGCCUGUAUGAGAAGGACAUCACAUGUCCCAUUCCCAGACAUCUCCCACUACAAAAGGACCCAACCUUCCCAUCCAGAGGCAAGGUUCCCCAGCCUCAGCUCACAAAGACAUGGAGGGCCUGAGUUCUCCUUUGACCUGCUGCCUGAGGCACAGGCUAUUCAAGUGACCAUCGCUCCAGGACCUGAGGUCAGCAUGCAUCUUUGUCACCAAUGGACACUGGAGUGCAAGGAGCUGAGCAGUCCCUUCAGUGCCCAGGUACUGAGUGCCAUCUCCCUAAAAUUGUGCCUGCCUUAUGAAUUCCUCCUGCCUUGUCUGUGCAUAGAGGCAUCCUACCUGCAAGAGGGCACUGUGAGGAGUAAAAAAUGUCCCUUCCAGAGCUGGCUUGAAGCCUAUGUCCUGGACUAAUGGAAGUCGGUAUACUUUGCUGACUACAGCCAGCCCAGUCAGAUGGUCAUGGCCCUGACACUCUGCCCACUGAAGCUGGAGUCCUCCCUCUGCCAUACGAAAGGCUGGCACAGGCUCUGUGAAGACCUCCCCAGUGCCACAGCUCAAGAGUCAGAGGGGUGAUAUGUUUUGGAGAAAGUGGACUUGCACCCCCAGCUCUGCUUCAAGUUUUCUUUUGGAAAUAGCAGCCACACUGAAUGACCCCACUGGACUGGUGAGCCAAUAUAAGACCCUAGCUGGAAUGUGAGCAUGGAGACCCAGGUCCAGCAGCGUCCUUCAUUUCUCCUCAGGAUGCAUGCCACCUUCAGUGCUGCCUGGGGUCACCCAAGCUUGGGACAGGAUAGCUUGGUGGUGCCCCCUGUGUUCAGUGUCAGCCAGAUUCCACAUAUAAGUGAAAUCAUGAUUCAGGGCUCAAGUCCAGUGACACUAGACCUCAUCAUUCCCUUCCUGAGGCCAGGGGGCUGUGUCCUGGAGCUUCACUGUUUCAAGUCUCUGGACAAGAGGCUAGUGGGCGGAAAUCAGUCUUCACUGCACCUGCCAAGCCUACCGCGUUCAUCUAAUUACCCCAAAGCCACCCUACAGGCUGAAGCUGCCUUUAAAUAUACACCCACCCCCGGCCCCGCCCAGGUGAGAGCCCUACUCAAGCGUCGUCGUGCUACUCCUGCCCACGCGGUGGAUUCAGAGGCGCAGUUGCGCCUGGUGGGAGCGCUGGCCGAACUGCUGAGGGCGGCGGUGCAAUGUGAUGUGGCCCUGUGGGAGGGGACGAGCGUGGCACGCGUGGGCCCGCUGCCGUGGCUCUGGGCGGUUCGGGGACACGGGCGGCAGCAGGACACGGUGCUGCGGCUGUGGAACAGCGCGGGCUCCGAUCCGGCCUGCGGCCCGGAUCCCCGCGCCGCACUCCUGCGUGCCCUGCUCUGUGCCGCCCGGUGCCCGCCGCUGCUCCCGCACUUCAGUUGCCUCUGCGCCGAGAACAGCAUUUCCCCCCUGCCGCGUUACCGUCUGCGGCGCAACCUGCACGCCAGACCUUCCACCGAAGCUACCAGCUGGGACCGCUUUGGGGCUCGGCCGUGCCUUCGGGGGCGCCGGGACUUGUGCUGCAGGCUGGAGAGCGAGGCCGCCAAAUUUGCCAACCAAGGCUGAGCAGACUGCUGCAGUCGGGAUGUCUGUGGCCCCGUGGGUAGGGGCACUGGCUGGCACCCUGAAUGAGGCUUCUACCCUGGAGUCCUUGAGCUGCUUCCUCAAGACUACUGGCCCAAAAGCCUCACUCUGCCUCCCAGCCCAGAAGCAGAGCAGCUCACUCAGUCUCCCAGCCCCUUCCCCAUGGAAAGAGGCUUUGGCCCUGGGCAGCCCGGGCGAAAGUGGGACAGUGGAGACCAAGAUCCAGAAAGACGAAUAAAGGCGAACAUGAUGGAGAAACUAAGAAACACAAUGUGCUUCUCUAGUAUGCC
This is a messenger RNA of Manis javanica (Malayan pangolin), 2109 nucleotides long. Lineage: Eukaryota; Metazoa; Chordata; Mammalia; Pholidota; Manidae. The record is from RefSeq and is a predicted model, not a curated record.